UGCUAAAAGUGCGCGCUGACCGAUGUUGUCCAAUGCGCAGGCAUUAAACUUGCUCAGUGUCUCUUCUUUUUACCUCAAGUGUGAAUUUUGACAAUUGUGCCAAUGAGUUUCACGGAUGCGAUAUUUGCGCCGUAAUCGGCAUGUGUUGUUCGCUUGGAAAGAGUAACGCAGUUCCCGAGGAUCUAGCGAGAAGAUAAUGGAUUCUUUUGCUCGGGGUAAGAAAAAGAAGCAGAAGCAAAAGCACAAAAAGCGAUCUUCGAAAGCAAAAAAAGUGUCAAGUGUAUCGGACUCCAGCAGCAGCAGUGGUAGCAGCGACGAAUGGGCGGAGGCACCGCCUAAAGCUCGUUCAACUGAACAACAGGACAGAAAAGCAGACAAUACUUCUAAAGCCGCUCAGGCUCAGAGAGACGCAUGGAUGAACUUUGAAGAUGUCAUUCCAACCAUAUCGGCAAAGGAUCACAGAGCGCAGAGAAGAGGUGAGAGGGCAGGCGGGUCUGGCCAGAGAGAAAAGACUUUAAGGACUGUUUAUGAGCCCGGCCAGCACGAGCGCGAGUUGAACCCAUACUGGAAAGAAGGCGGAAUCGGACUGCCCAAGGAAGAUGAAGCCAAGUCAGCGGGGCCAACUCUAGUCGCAUCUGCUGUUGGUGAUGGAGGCCUUAGGUGGCUGAAGCGUGCCUACCAGAGGAUACGUGAACAAGCUGCCGACGAAGGUCGACCAUUGGAGGAAGUAGCAGCGGAGCGAUAUGGGUCUUUAGAGAAACUGGAGAGCAUGAUAGCGGAAGCUGAGUCAAGGGCUAGUUCAACUGGUGACAGGCAUCAUGGAAGGCAUGGCACAUCCAGAAGAUAUGGGAGAAUGCAAAGACCAGGCUCAGAUGACGACACAAGAUCGUCACGUAACAAAGCAAUGCAAAGACCGGGCUCGGAUGAGGAAAGGGAGAGACCGUCACGUUACAAAGCAAUGCGAAGACCGGGCUCAGAUGAGGAGACAGGGAAACCGUCGCGUCACAAAGCAGUGCAAAGGCCGGGCUCAGAUGAGGAGAGGGAAAAACCGUUGCGUCACAGAGCAAUGCAAAGACCGGGCUCGGAUGAAGAAAUGGAGAGACCAUCACAUCAUCGUGAAAAACAUAGAGACAGUCAGUCAUCAGGGUCCAAGAAGUGGUCUGAAGAACGGGGAAGAUUCCAGCGACCAGGUGAUAACGAUGACAACUCUGAUCAGGACGACCACCGUGGCAAACACCGGCACAGAAGAGAGCACUCAUCAUCAUCAUCAUCUUCAAAGCCCAGCUGGAUGAAAAAAGAGUUCUACAAAGACACAAAAGACCGACAACAUGAGCAGAAGCAAGACAUCAGCAAGAAGGGAAGGGAUUGCUUGCAGGAGGAAUGCCAGCCUCCGAGGCAGCAGGGGAGCCCCAGAUCACACGAGCAGCCAGAACGAGAAAACGAGCCUGAUCCGGUUGCACAGAGAGAGGAGCGUGCUGCCCCCAAACUGCUGUCGGACAAGGAGCUGAAUGCCUUGGGUGCAAAGCUCAUAAAAGCAGAGAUGCUGGGAAACACGGCACUAUAUGAAAAACUGAAGAAUGAAAUUGAAGAAGCGAGGAAGGCGCGGGAAUCUGCCGGGGCAUCCACGUGUCCCGAUGGGGCACAGCGUGGCUCUCGCGAGGAAGUGGUCAUCCUGACCAAGACAGAUGGCCGUGGCUUUGCGCAUCCUCUCUCGGAGCCAUCCGAAGUUGGUGGGCCAUCGAGAAAGAAAGCAAAAGUCCCCACACAUGACAGAGGUGGCGAACGAGUGCGAUACUUUGCCGAUGACGACCGACAUUCUCUCAAAAAUUUGUUUGAGCGGGAGAAAAUGACCACGGCAGAAGAUCAAAACGCGGAGUUUGCACGUCUCGCUGGCAAGGUACGAACCUCGAAAAGCCAGGAUUAUGACUUUGAUGAUGCUGUCAUGGACAAAGCGAGUCAGCAUGACUCUUCUGCGAAGCAAGAUGCGCGGGACCGAAUGAAAGCUAUUCAGGAGCAUAAGCACAUGUCUAAAGCGUUGGAGAAGUGUAGAUACUGCAUCGACAGCCGUGAAAUGAAGAAGCACCUAAUCAUCGCCAUAGGUAUCCGGGCUUACUUGUGCUUACCGCCGUAUCAGUCGUUGACUGAGGGGCACUGUUUAAUUGUCCCACAAGCACACGUAGCUUGUGGAACUUUGCUCGACGAAGAUGUGUGGCUUGAGGUGCAGGUGUUUCGAAAAGGUUUGACAAAGAUGUUUGAGGAGAUGGGAAAGGACACUGUAUUUAUGGAGACUGCCGUCGCAUUUCGUCAUCACCCACAUGCAGUCAUAGAGUGCAUACCGGUGCCCUUGGAUGUUGGAAACUUGGCACCAAUGUACUUCAAGAAAGCCAUAAUGGAAUGUGAGAGGGAGUGGGCCCAAAACAAGAAACUUGUUGACUUGUCGAAGAAAGGCCUACGAAACUCGAUUCCCAGAGGCCUGCCCUACUUCUCAGUUGACUUCGGUCUUCAAGGAGGAUUUGCUCAUGUUAUUGAAGACGAAAAAGACUUUCCAGUUUACUUUGGAAAGGAAGUGGUGGGUGGCAUGCUGGAUUCGGAGCCCAGACUCUGGCUGAAACAACAACACGAGAGCUUUGACGAGCAAAAGAAAAAAGUCCUGGAGUUUGCCAAGUGGUGGGAGCCUUAUGACUGGACCGAGCGGCUCAAAACCGAAUCAUCAUAGUGCACAGCACUAGAAUUUUAAACUUUUUGUUGCGGCUGCAUUCAGCCAUAAAGUCUGCAAAAGAAUCAUAGAGCACCAUCUUAAAUGUUGAUGUGGUAUUGCUUAGCAUUACAAGUUCAUUGUGUAGACAGCCACAAAUAAACAAUCUAUGUUAAUGUAGCUUGUGGUGAACUAUUAUUGCCUUCUAGUGAUGCUUGCUGGACCUCUUGACCUUCCUUAUUCUUUUUGAUCAUGUACAGAACAAAUCCAAUAAACGAGUUAGGCCUUAAAUUGGCAGUCGCAAGGAUAGCAGCCUUUUGCUGGAGCUUAUGAAAUCAAAUCGCAUGGGAGAGUGUGUUUUUGUAACCUUGUAAACAAAUUCACUUGGCAUGUGUUCUUAGCAUAGACAUAAAAAUUUAUUUGCUGUAUGCUGAGACGACAUUGGAAUUGUACACUUAGACUGGCAGCACUUCAUUGCUGGGAACAUUUCAUGGUUCAAGGCAGUGUUGGAACCUUUUUAUGCAGCAUGCUGGCAUCAGGAAACUUGAAACAGUGACCAAAAAGUAAAAAAAAAAAAAAUUCAGAUGACUGU
Rhipicephalus microplus (southern cattle tick) is the source of this 3287-nucleotide messenger RNA. RefSeq names its product CWF19-like protein 2. Gene Ontology annotation, cellular component: post-mRNA release spliceosomal complex. The record is from RefSeq and is a predicted model, not a curated record. Gene Ontology annotation, biological process: mRNA splicing, via spliceosome. Lineage: Eukaryota; Metazoa; Arthropoda; Arachnida; Ixodida; Ixodidae.